Messenger RNA from Suillus paluster, 453 nucleotides. RefSeq lists its product as uncharacterized. The transcript has 2 exons. Lineage: Eukaryota; Fungi; Basidiomycota; Agaricomycetes; Boletales; Suillaceae. Bases 1 to 453 code for a protein of 150 amino acids. The record is from RefSeq and is a predicted model, not a curated record.
AUGGAGAUCAAUGAUGAGGAAGAUGCCACCUCUGUUGGGGUUCCUGUGCCUAAGGUUUACAACACCAGCAGCAAGGAAACCCUAAGAGCCCUAAGAAGAAGUAAGGGCAUUGCACGCCCUGGAGGGGGGUGGGCCUAUGUCAAAAAACACAAUGUCCAGCUACUGGAUGAAUAUGACCAGAUCCACCUCAAUUUCGCACCAUUCUGGGGUAUAGACCCCAUGCCCUUGGAGGCAAUCCAAUGUGAUUGGGAGGCACAUGUCCACUCAUACACCCUCGCUAAAUCUAGUCUGCUUGGGCCCUUGCACGUCAGAAAUGAGACACUACCUGAAGACAAGGCUGCAAGGGAUCAUUUACUUAUUGGCGCCAACCAGCUGAUUGAUCUCUUGGUUGAGGUUGAAGAUGAUCCACCAGAUAUAGGUCGAAGGAUGUAUCUUUAUGGCUCAUUAUCCUAA